Molecule: messenger RNA, 396 nt
Organism: Diatraea saccharalis (sugarcane borer)
Lineage: Eukaryota; Metazoa; Arthropoda; Insecta; Lepidoptera; Crambidae
Source: the annotation of a GenBank genome assembly
AUGAAUAACGAAACUGAACACAUUUUCUUAUCGAAUUCAUCUAAUACGCAACCAUUGGCUAUAGUACCAAAAAUUAACGAUGUUUCGGCUUCAACACCAGGAUUGGAAGAUUUCUCUACAGUAUGCCGAACUUGUGCCACAGUUACAGAAUUUGUGAUUCCAAUAUUCAAUGGUGAAGGUUUACAAAAUAAUUUGGCUGACAAAAUUCAUAAGCAUUUACCAAUACAGUGCGCGAGUACUCUGCUCGCGUGGCACGAGCUGGUGCAGUGUUGCGUGCAGGCGGACGCGGCCUUGCGCGCGCGCCUCGCCGUCGCCGCCGCCAAUACCGCCACCGCCGCCGCCGCCGCCGCCAAUACCACCACCGCCGCAGAUACCACAGUGAGGAUUCAUUAUUGA